CUUACUUAAUCUCUGCUUUACCCGAACCCCCCCGCGUCCCACUGUGAACUCUUCAACCUCCCCCCGUACCUGACCUCAUUUGUGUUCCAUACCUUCGUUGCCUAACCACUCGUUAUUCCACCUAGCCCUCCACCAUUUAAACACUGCGCAAUAAUCCUCGGCCUUAUAUCAAUCCCGCCUGACUUAUACCUCACCAUACCAGCAAGAGGAACCCGAAAGACAUCACGAGAUCCCAAGGUUUCAGACGACAAGUCCAAGAGCUUGUUGGCCGGACAUUGCUUUGGGGCACGAUGGCCACCAGCAGCAUAUUUGCAAGACGCAUCGUGAAAGAGAUCGGCGAAGUUAAGGCAGAUAAGGAUGCGGGACUCCAAGUGGAAACUCUUGAGGACCAUGACAUGAGCAAACUACGAGGAACCUUUAUUGGACCUCCCGAUACACCCUAUGAGGGUGGCACUUACGACGUCACCAUCUCCGUCCCUACUAACUACCCUUUCAAACCCCCGACGAUCCGGUUCACAACAAAGAUAUGGCAUCCAAAUGUCAGCAGCGUCACGGGCGCCAUCUGUCUUGACACUCUCGGUAAAGCCUGGACCCCGAUCAUGAACCUCAAAUCCGCCCUCCAAUCCCUCCAGCUCCUGCUCAGCACGCCGGAACCCAAGGACCCACAAGAUCACGAAGUGGCGAGCAUGAUGAUCCGGAACCCCGCCGAAUUCGAACACGUCGCACGAGAAUGGGCCGUCAAACACGCCAACGCCCCGCGGAAGGAACGGGGUGAAGGGAGCGGGGGAGCGACCGCUUCGUCAAUCAAACGCAAGGCGCAGCGGUCCAAAGAAAACGAGGAAAAGGCACAGCUGGCUCAGUAUCACAACUACAAUAAAGAUCUCAUUGAUAGAUUUGUUGCCAUGGGCUUUGACGUGCCGUCCGUGGUGGCGGCAUUUGAAUACGUUGGGAUCGACAAAAACGAUGGCCAAGACUAUGAGCUGGAAGAGGCAUACAUGGGGGAUAUAACGGCGAGGCUCUUUGGUGAGGCAUGAAAUUCGGGUGUCCAUCAUCGGUUGGGGGCUCGGAACGUGCUGGAUGCACUUGGUCAGGGCGUUUUUCUCGGGUGAGCUUCGGAGCAGCAUUGCAUCAUCUCAAUCGGUAAAUAUGACCAAAAAUGCUCACUCCUU
Molecule: messenger RNA, 1169 nt
Organism: Eremomyces bilateralis CBS 781.70
Lineage: Eukaryota; Fungi; Ascomycota; Dothideomycetes; Eremomycetales; Eremomycetaceae
Exons: 3
Coding region: 291-1034 (247 amino acids)
Molecular function (GO): protein binding
Source: RefSeq, a predicted model, not a curated record